Messenger RNA from Gymnogyps californianus (California condor), 858 nucleotides. Its product is annotated as deoxyribonuclease-1-like. The transcript has 8 exons. Gene Ontology annotation, cellular component: nucleus. The record is from RefSeq and is a predicted model, not a curated record. NCBI's taxonomy places the organism in Eukaryota, Metazoa, Chordata, Aves, Accipitriformes, Cathartidae. Gene Ontology annotation, biological process: DNA catabolic process. Bases 1 to 858 code for a protein of 285 amino acids. Gene Ontology annotation, molecular function: DNA nuclease activity.
AUGGUGGCCUCAAAGCUGGUGCUGUCGCUGCUGGUUGCAGCUCUCCUGCUUCACGUGGCCACCACGCUGAAGAUCAGCGCCUUCAACAUCAAGGUGUUUGGGGACAGCAAGAUGUCCAACCAGACUAUCGCAGAUAUCAUCGUCUCUAUUCUGUCGGGGUACGACAUCACCGUGGUGCAGGAGGUCCGGGACACCGACCUGAGCGCUGUGAAGAAGCUCAUGGACCAGCUCAACAGUGUGUCCCCACACCCAUACAGCUUUUUGGACAGCAUCCCCCUGGGUCAGACCAGCUACAAGGAGCAGUACCUCUUCAUCUUCAGGUCGGACAUGGUCUCCGUGCUGGGAAGCUACUACUAUGAUGACGGCUGCGAGUCCUGCGGGACCGAUACCUUCAGCAGGGAGCCCUUCAUCGUGAAGUUCUCCUCGCCCACCACACAGGUGGAAGAGUUCGUGGUGGUGCCCCUGCAUGCCAACCCCAGCAGUGCGGCGGACGAGGUCGAUGCGCUCUACGACGUCUACACCGAUGUUGUCAACAAGUGGGCGACUAACAACAUCCUCCUCCUGGGCGACUUCAACGCCGACUGCUCCUACGUGACCAGCGCCCAGUGGCCGUCCAUCCGCCUGCGCUCCCUCGACGCCUGCGAGUGGCUCAUCCCCGACAGCGCCGACACCACCGUCACCACCACCACCGACUGCGCCUAUGACCGCAUCGUCGCCUGCGGCACCGCGCUGCGCCAAGACAUCGAGCCCGGCUCCGCCACCAUCAACAACUUCCAGAAGACUUUCCACCUCCAGAACAAGGAUGCUUUGGCCAUCAGCGACCAUUUCCCGGUGGAGGUGAUCCUGAAAGCCCGCUGA